UUCCACCACAACCCAAGGUCUUUACAAUCACAAUUAGCCAUGGGUUCUUCAACCUCGAAAGUCGCAUCCUCGAUCGUAAGAACAGUCUCGCAAGCCGCUUCAACCUCAAAAAAUACCGCAGCGCGAAAAUACCCCACCAGAAUCCCAGAAACUCCAUCUUCAACUGGAUCAAGGAUACGGAUGCCGAAAUCUGCAGAUGAGCAUGGAGCGCAUGAUCCAGGUAAACCCCAAUAAUCAAGAAAACCAAAUCAAUUUUACCAAGAGCAUACAGCCUAACAAAAAACCCCAGGAAUAACCCAAACCCUGUCCCAAUCCGCCUCCCUCAACGCCCGCCUCCAAUCCCUCGGCCCCGUCACCCCAAACCCAACCUUCUCCCCCUCAUCCACAUUCUCCAACGCCCCUCUCUUACGACACUCCCACCAAUCCCCCACCCAGAACUCAACACGCAAUUCCCCUCCCCACAAUUUCACACCCUCUUCCUCCUCGCCGGAGCAGAGCAUCUUCCCAUCCGCGACACAGAACCCUGCGGUUAGUCUGUUGACGGCGAGAUAUAGACUGGCGGAGGAAGCGGAGAGGGAAUUUGAGGGCUUGGGGAAGAGGGGGAGUCAGGGGAGGAGAUUCUUGGAUGUUGUUGUUAUUAGGCAGAUUUUGAUGCUGAGGGCGAAGGGGAUGAGGGACGAGGGGAUUGAGGAGGUGCUUGAGUUGAGGAGGGGGGUUGUGAAGAUGUUAGGGGGGAAGGGGGUCUUUGGUGCUGCUGAUUAGGGAUGAUUUCGAAAGCGCAGACAGUGGAAUAAGCUUGAAGAAAGAGGGUGGAUUCAUUAGUGAGUGUAUAGUAUGACUGGCAUGGAUGGGGCAUUUCGAAACUGGGUGGAGUUAUCGGACGAAUAUGGUAUGGGUUUUGGAUUAUAGUGGUGGAUGCUACUUCAAAAUACAAUCUGGAACCAUUACAUAUUACGGAACAACAAGCACAACCACGCCCUACCAAACUACCCGAACUACCAUGCGGAAUGCCCCCCAUCCAUCCUCAAAUCACUUCCUGUCAUGAAGCUACUGGCAUCUGAGAUCAGAAAUGCUGCCGCACCCCGAUACUCUUCAGGCCUACUCAAUCUACCCAACAUAUUCUGUUUUGGCCAAUCCACUCUCCUUUCGGGAUACUUCUCAAAUAAAGCUUCAACCAUAGCUGUGACGAUAUACCCCGGGGAUAUGGUAUUGACCCGAAUUCCAUACUCGCCCCAUUCGGAUGCCAGAUUUCGAGCGAGUUGAACGACAGCUGCUUUGGAGGCAUUGUAGGCUGGACAUAUCAGGCCCUAUCGGGGAGUUGUCAGGAAGUGUUGAAAAAGAGCAGGACACGUCAAAUGGAAAGGGAAGAAAUACCCUAUUAGCAACAGUCCCACUCAUACUAGCAAUCAAAACCACACUCCCUCCCUCUCCCCAUCUCACCAUUUCUCUCGCAACUGCCUGCGCAGUCAUGAAAACACCAGUGACAUUGACACUCAUCAUCUUAUCGCAGUCCUCUGAUGUAUAUUUCAACGCUGGCGUUUCCUGCUGAAUACCUGCAGCUGCUAUGAGACCGUCCAUCCGUCCAUGUUGUGUUGAUAUCGACUCAACGAUAUUAUUCAGUGCAGGCACAUCGCGGACAUCGACGUGGUGGUAUGUCAGUGUAGUCCCGAGACUCAGGGCGCGCUUUUGGAUAUCGAAGAAUGCGGGGGAAGGCGUGGGUAGUCGAUCCAGGGCGUGGACUGGAUCUCGUUAGCUCCUUGUAUAUUUACCGAAUGAGUUGGGACAAGUGUGAAAUGGCACACCAAUUGCUCCGGCUUCUAGCAAUGCUUCUGCUUGUACUAGUCCCAAUCCUCGUGCUGCGCCGGAUACUAUCACUACCUUCCCAUCCAAGUUGAAUUCUGGGAGUCGAGAGGCACUUCCUGGGACAGCUUUUUGAGGCGGAGAUGAUUUGGAUGCUGGGGGUGGUGUCACGGAGUAGAGCGGUUUUAUGGAGGAGAAUGAGCGGGAAUUGGUUUGUUUUGCUGGGAUUAGUUGUCUUGUUGGAGGGCGGAGGGUGAGCAGUGCUCGUGUUAGAGCACGGUUGAGGGGUGGCAUUUUGAUGUUGCGAGCUUUGUAGUUAUGAACGUUGGUGGUGUUGUAAUUUUAUAUCCUGGGUGGAUUUUCAAUUUUUCUAGAUGCUGAUAGCUUCUAGGUCAUGCGCUGGCUUUUAUUGGACAACGAGGAGAGCUCGAGGUGUCUGUUUGAAGCUGUACAUGUGUGAGUACGUGCUACCCUGGGCUGAAAUGCGGGGUUAAGGUUGUUGUUGUACAGUACGGAGCUGGAAUUGAGUUUCCACUCGGGGCUUGUUCCGAG
Molecule: messenger RNA, 2352 nt
Organism: Hymenoscyphus albidus
Lineage: Eukaryota; Fungi; Ascomycota; Leotiomycetes; Helotiales; Helotiaceae
Source: the annotation of a GenBank genome assembly